Coffea arabica (coffee) is the source of this 330-nucleotide messenger RNA. The record is from RefSeq and is a predicted model, not a curated record. Lineage: Eukaryota; Viridiplantae; Streptophyta; Magnoliopsida; Gentianales; Rubiaceae.
CAUGGCAGAACCACCAACUUGUAAUUGCGGUGUACCAGCUAGGGUGAAGACGUCGUGGACAGCUGAAAAUCCAGGAAAGAGGUUCUACGGUUGCGCUUACUACGAACAUAAUGGUGGUGGCGGCUGUGUCUAUUUCAAGUGGUAUGAUACAAACAGUUGCGAGAGGUGCGAUAAAUUAGUGAGACACACAAGAAGAUUGGCGAAGAGAUUAAGAGAGUUGGAGGCAAAGGUGGAAGAAACAAGACGCAAGGAGAAAAUGAUGAAAUUGUUCCUGUUUGCGGCCUUUGUUGUAUUCAUAGUGCAGAAUUUAUUGAGCAAAGAUUGAGUUGU